AUGUCUUCUAAAGAAAAGCCGAAGGAAUCCCCGAACUACACCAACGACAAGGUGUACAUGGAGAACAGAAGGAAAGCGAAGUAUUGGCAUAAGAAAAGUAAGGUCUUGCAAGAACAGCUCCGGAAAUAUCCACACGAUGGUGAAAUCUCCCGGGAGUUAGACAGAGUCGAUGAGAAAGUGACAAACAUUAAUCACACCGCCGCAGCGUUUAUAUUCGAGAAGAAUAAUCAAUCGAACGGAUUGUCGACGAUUGACCUUCAUGGAUUGCGCACUUUUGAAGCGGGUGGGUACUUGUUACGGAGAAUAGCCAAGUGCCAUCAGUGUCAGAUCGACUAUAUAAAUGUGAUUGUGGGAAGAGGACUCCAUUCCCGUAGUGCUCCAGCUCUCCCUCCAGUUGUGAAGGAUAUAUGUGACCAGUUGUGUCUCAAAUUCGACGUGAAGAAGACGAACGCUGGGGUGAUGGUGAUUGAUAUGAAACACAGUAAGCCAAACGAGUCGGUUCUUGAAGAGUUGUGUUGUUUCAUCGAUCUUCAAAGAGUCGCCAGGGCCGCAAAAGCUGAUGGUUCUCAACAAGACAAGAACCGACUGGGAUUGCGUCUGGGCGAUUCCCUGUUGUCCGAGAGUAAGGAGUGGCUUGAUUAUAUCAAGAAAACAAUUUUUGAGAGCGAGAAACAGACUCUGCAGUCGCCAGAAUUUGGCCAAGGAAUAGCCAAAAGCGUCAGUGAGAUUGAGUCAUCUGAGCACGAUGAACCUGUGUGUGGAAAUAAUGAACAUAUUCGUGGUGGUGAUGAACUGGUUCCUGUCAAUACUCGGCGUCCGAGCGAUAAUGGCAAACUCAAUCGGGUGAAGGGAGGAUCAGUUCGUGAUACCAAACCUCGUGAUACCAAACCUCGUGAAACCAAUCUGCGUGGAACCAAUCUGCGUGAAACCAAACCUAGUCGUGAUAACAAGAGCACUGCUGUCCAAAGCAAAAAAUCAGGUCCUGGAACCAGGAAAACAAGCCGUGAAACUGGAAAGCCCGAUUGUCGUAAUGGUAAAGAAGCUCGCAAAAAUGAUAACCCUGCUCAUGGAAAGAAGAAAGAUGGUACGAAUCUUGAGACACCUCGCGAGAAAAGAAAUAAGAUAGGCCCAAAGAAGCAAGGUCACAGAAAUGAAAAGAAUGGAAGAAGCACCGAAACCCAAAAAAUCCCUACGACUUCAUCUGCUAGAACAGCUCAACAAGCGAAUAAUGAGAAAUCUGCAGACGACAAAGAAAUUCAAGAAGCAAAUUCUGCGAACAGCAGCUCCGUCAUCGAUACCAAUCCGUUCCGUUGUCUCUACUUAGAGGGAGAAUCUGGACCUGAUACCGAAUCUGAAUUUGAUCUUGAAUCUGUCGGAAGUUCGAAUAGAUCAUCAAUUCAAAUUCUUGAGCAGAUCAAUGACCCAGCCGUGGACCAAACCGAGACAGCCUUAGUCCAUGUCAAGGAUAAAAACUCUCCUCCAGAAAUUUGUAUUCCCCCAAACAUAUUCGAGAGUUUAAUUUUGCCCCAUAGAUCAAAUGCCUUUCUUGAGAGUCUACACAAUCAACCAUGGUUCUUGUGUGAUUCAGAAGAAGAGGCUGAUGAUACCGGAUUCGAUGUCGAGGACUCUGACGAAAGCGAGUAUUUUCUGGGUGGAUAUGAUUCCGAUGAUUAUACUACCUGGGGAUGGGAGAAGGUCAAGAAUCUCGUUCCUCCUGGAACUGAAUGCAACGAACGUAUUCAAGUCGAUGUGUUGAGGUUUUCAAAAGACACUCCCGAUGGAUAUAGAGAUGAUUAUGAGACUUUCUUCUUGGACCCAAGUGAUAGCGAAAAGCAUGGCACGAGUGAUGAUAACGACGAAUAUUCUUCAAUUCCGGAUACCCAAGAGCAAUACGGUUCUCGCGGCCAAAAGUCUGAUCCCAUAGACUUCAGCUGUGGCGAUCAAAACUCUGAUUCAGGUUCAUUAGUCCCAGAAGGUUUUGCUCAAAGAUUCGAAGUUCUUGCCUUGAAACCAUCAGAAAUCGGAGAUUUCAUGAAGGCUCAUCCUGGCUACACCUUUGAAUGGCAUGGCUUCUAA
Messenger RNA from Australozyma saopauloensis, 2076 nucleotides. RefSeq lists its product as uncharacterized. The coding region runs from base 1 to 2076 and encodes 691 amino acids. The record is from RefSeq and is a predicted model, not a curated record. The transcript has a single exon. NCBI's taxonomy places the organism in Eukaryota, Fungi, Ascomycota, Pichiomycetes, Serinales, Metschnikowiaceae.